AUUUACCCAUCUGAUCUGAAACUGUAAGCACAUAUCGAAGGCUUUCUAGGCGUCAAUCGGCCUACUGAGCUCAAAGCUUGUGCGAUAUCAAUCACGGUUCGUCAUCUCUACAAAAGAAUGCAUAAUCCUGCCACCAUACGUGGAGGAUGACAAGGAUGACGGCGCAUACUUAGAUUCCCUUGAACAGCAACCGCAAGUGAAGGCUUGAAGGCAUCCGCCAUGGCCAAGAACCCCAAGGUUUUCUUCGACAUCCUCAUCGGCAAGGCCAAGGCCGGCCGCGUCGUCAUGGAGCUCUUCGCCGACAAGGUCCCCAGGACGGCCGAGAACUUCCGCUGCCUGUGCACGGGCGAGAAGGGCCUGGGCGUCUCGGGGAAGCCGCUGCACUACAAGGGCUCCACCUUCCACCGCAUCAUCCCCAGCUUCAUGUGCCAGGGCGGCGACUUCACCCGCGGCAACGGCACCGGAGGGGAGUCCAUCUACGGCGCCAAGUUCGCCGACGAGAACUUCAAGCUGCGCCACACGGGACCCGGCGUGCUCUCCAUGGCCAACGCCGGGCCCAACACCAACGGCUCCCAGUUCUUCAUCUGUACCAUGCAGACCCCCUGGCUCGACGGCAAGCACGUCGUCUUCGGCCAGGUCGUCGACGGCUACGGCGUCGUGCAGAAGAUGGAGGCCGUCGGCUCCGGGACAGGAGCAACGGCCGAGCGCGUCCUCAUCGAGGAUUGCGGCCAGCUAGCCGACGAAUGAGUGCCUCCUCCCUCGAGUCCAUGAGUGGAGUGUCAUCAUGUAGACAGAUGAAUGGAUAAAUAAAUUUGUUCUGUUUUCAGAUGCUCAGAUUUUGUAAUGCAAAUCGGCAUUAACAUAA
This is a messenger RNA of Panicum hallii, 865 nucleotides long. RefSeq names its product peptidyl-prolyl cis-trans isomerase CYP19-3-like. The transcript has 2 exons. Lineage: Eukaryota; Viridiplantae; Streptophyta; Magnoliopsida; Poales; Poaceae. The coding region runs from base 220 to 747 and encodes 175 amino acids. The record is from RefSeq and is a predicted model, not a curated record. Gene Ontology annotation, biological process: protein folding; protein peptidyl-prolyl isomerization. Gene Ontology annotation, molecular function: peptidyl-prolyl cis-trans isomerase activity.